UUAAAUUUUGUGUUAUGAAGAAAUCCAACUGGUGAAGCACUGGAUAUAGGAUUUGAGGCUCUGGAUAAUCUUUUCAGUGCAGCAAGAUAAACUGAAAUGGGAUAGCAGUUUUUAAAAUACUCUUCGAUUCAAAGAGAACAGUUGAUAUAAAAUUCUGCAUGCCUGGAAUAGUUUUUUUUUGGAGGGGGAGCGUUAACCUUUAUUUACUUAUGAAUAAAAACCCACCGCGCUGCAAACUGCGUUCAUGAUCCGGCCAUGCAACGAGUUCCGAAAAAUGAGUAAGGGGGAGGGGGGGUCUCUCGGUUUCAAAAAGCACGUUUGGGGAGACGACAUCAUCACAAUCACUUCUCAGCACCGCCAUACAUACAGGCCACAACUCCGGGACGAUCGGGCAAGUUUUUCGAAUCGAGGGGUCUCUGUUCUUUACGUCGGCGUUCCUUAGGGUACCCCUGCCUUGCUUUCAACGGAUCACCCCGAAAUCCGCCCGGGGGGGGGGAGGGAAAUUCAACAAAGUCUUACAAUCCAGGAACGACGUUACACGACAAGAAGGCAGUUCUUCGUCCGGUGCAGCGCCUCCACCGAAAACUUCAGCUUUUGAACUCCACGGGGGAGUGGAUCUCCUCGCUGGAAUUGAUCGGGUUGCUCACUUUCCGAGGAGCUGUCGAGGGGAAAGGCCGGUCGGCUUUUUUGGCAGCCCGCAGCCACACCCUGCCGGCUGGCGGCCGUCCAACCGGGCUGGCUACACCUGGCGCGGAAGGAGGCCGGCGAGCCGUGGGCAGGACGCGGCAUUUAAGACGCGCUCGGCUGCAGCGCGCUGUUUCCGAGCGCUCAGCCCGGAUCGGUGCACGAUGCUCCUCGCUCGCUGCCUGGGGACGGCGCUCCUGCUUUUGCUGGCCCCGACGACGGGAUGCGGGGCGGCCGCGGCUGCUGCUGCUGCUGCUGCUGUGUCGGAGCCCGACGGCGACAUCGGGCCCGCUUGCCCUUCUUCUUCUUCUUCUCCGGCCGGCUGCGAUUCCCCCGAGAGCGACCGUAAAGCGACUUGCGACGACGAGAAAGCCUGCGGAGUCCGGGAGGAAGGCGAAUCCUGCGGCGUCUAUACACCCAGCUGCGCCCUCGGGCUGCGCUGCGUCCCUCGGCCAGGCGAGCGCACGCCUUUGCAAGCCCUGUUGCGCGGGAAGGGCAUCUGCUCGGCUCCGCAACCCAAGAGAGGAGGCGGCAAGAACCAGACGGAGAUCGAGCCCGUUGCAGAUGAUGGCAGAAGGGAAAAUUACCAGACAGAUAAUCCAACUCCAGAACCUCUCCUCCUUCAGAUCCAAGACCCUUUGCCAGAUGUCGUGGUGGACAAAUCCCAGAUACAACAGGACCCCCUAAAUAAUGGUAUUAAACAGGAAUUGGAUAUGGGUCCCUGCCGCAGGCAUUUGGCAGCCAUCUUGCAGGAGCUAAAAGCCCCCCUCUACAUGAACGGCGAAGAUAUCUUCAUUCCCAAUUGUGACACCAAAGGCUUUUAUAGGCGGAAGCAGUGCCGGACCUCCAAAGGUCAGAAGAGAGGCCGAUGCUGGUGUGUGGAUAAGAGAGGCCAUCAGUUGGAGGGGCUGGAAGAGAGCCCCCUCUGCCUGCUUGCUAACAAUGACUGAGGAUGCAGGAAGACCGGAGGCCGCCAUGGUCCAACAGCAGAAUUCUUGACUGAGGGGACUUCGUCUUAUUAGAACAGUCAUGGAAAAUGUUUGCUUGUAAUUUAUUGCACAGUUGUUGCCUUGUUGGGAUCCUGCCUUCGCUGGGAUAACUUUGGAGCUCUUACGGUGUCUAAUAAUACUCUACAAAAGACUGGUCAGAGAAAUAGCCGACUGGGGUCUUGUAACUGCAUGACCGAAGAGGGGUGUUGAAUAAGCUACAGGUAGUUGCAUUACAGCAAUAAUGCUGGCACUUGAAUCAAUUAUCUUAUAUCAGUAAAGAUGCUUAUACCAGUAAAGGAACAAGAAUAGCCAGUUCCUGGAGGUGCAGUAUGUAUACUUGGGCUACCUUCUAUACAUUGUGUAGGGACAUCAGGAUUUAUCUUAUACAUGCUUCCCAAAGAGAUGUGUUUUGUGGAAGGGGUUUUAAUAGCACAGUUGUAGUACUCGUUAAAGGGUGACAUAGGCGGAAGUAAAAUUUGGCCAAGUUUUUUAAUGGCCAACAUCUACAAUUUAAGCAAGAAAAUGAAAGUGGUACAGAUACUGGAAAUGAGAUGUAUGGAAGUUUUAGCUGUACCUUUAAUGUUUUUCGCACUCUCCCUUCUGUUCUGUUUUAUGGCUCUCCCCAGCAUAUCCUUUUAGAGUUAUCUGGAUGACAGGAAAACCUGAAGCUGCCUUCCCCGCAGGAAAGCAGUGGAUGAUGGAUUGUCCCUAUUUGCCAAAACGUGCUUUAAUUUAAUGUGUUUAAACAGAUAAGUCUCUAUUUCUAUAUGUUUUACUAUACGUUUGGUUUCAAUAAAUUGGAUGAUUAUGCCAUUUUAA
Pantherophis guttatus is the source of this 2492-nucleotide messenger RNA. It is a transcript of the gene IGFBP6, whose product is annotated as insulin like growth factor binding protein 6. The record is from RefSeq and is a predicted model, not a curated record. NCBI's taxonomy places the organism in Eukaryota, Metazoa, Chordata, Lepidosauria, Squamata, Colubridae. Gene Ontology annotation, biological process: regulation of insulin-like growth factor receptor signaling pathway. Gene Ontology annotation, cellular component: extracellular region. Gene Ontology annotation, molecular function: insulin-like growth factor II binding; insulin-like growth factor I binding; fibronectin binding.